This is a messenger RNA of Colossoma macropomum (tambaqui), 3510 nucleotides long. RefSeq names its product archain 1a (gene arcn1a). NCBI's taxonomy places the organism in Eukaryota, Metazoa, Chordata, Actinopteri, Characiformes, Serrasalmidae. The transcript has 10 exons. Gene Ontology annotation, cellular component: cytosol; COPI vesicle coat. Gene Ontology annotation, biological process: retrograde vesicle-mediated transport, Golgi to endoplasmic reticulum; Golgi localization; endoplasmic reticulum to Golgi vesicle-mediated transport. The record is from RefSeq and is a predicted model, not a curated record. Bases 179 to 1708 code for a protein of 509 amino acids.
CUGACGGGGCUUUUCCGGUGGAGACGUGGCUCAGCGCUUCUGCCAUAUUGAAGCUGCAGACAGGCAAGCAGACCGCCGCGCACAAACUACCCCUUUAUUCACCGCGACCCCGGUUUUAUUACACAGGACAGCCGACGUCAGGAGCUUAGACACGAAAGAAGAUAGCAGACGCUGAAAAAUGGUGCUGUUGGCUGCAGCAGUAUGCACCAAGGCGGGGAAGGCUCUGGUGUCACGGCAGUUUGUGGAGAUGACACGGACGCGCGUGGAGGGCCUGCUGGCCGCCUUCCCUAAACUAAUGAACACGGGGAAGCAGCACACGUUUGUGGAGACAGAGAGUGUGCGCUAUGUCUACCAGCCUCUGGAGAAGCUCUACAUGGUGCUGGUCACCACCAAGAACAGCAACAUCCUGGAAGAUCUGGAGACUCUGCGUCUCUUCUCACGCGUGAUUCCCGAGUACUGUCGUGUGCUGGAGGAGAGUGAAAUCUCGGAGCACUGCUUUGACCUCAUCUUUGCCUUCGAUGAGAUCGUUGCCCUUGGUUACAGAGAGAACGUCAACCUGGCGCAGAUCAGAACCUUCACAGAGAUGGACUCGCAUGAGGAGAAGGUGUUCCGUGCUGUCAGAGAGACCCAGGAACGGGAGGCGAAGGCAGAGAUGAGGCGGAAGGCGAAGGAGCUGCAGCAGGCGAGGAGGGAUGCUGAGCGAGGAAAGAAGUCUCCUGGCUUUGGUGGCUUUGGUAGCAGCAGCAGUAGCAGCAGCAGCACAGCCAUAAUAACAGACACACUGAUCGAGGCAGAGAAACCCAAACCUGCUCCAGCACCUGUCAGGCCUAGCGGUUCUAGCAAAGCCCUCAAACUGGGGGCUAGGGGGAAGGAGGUGGACGACUUUGUGGACAAGCUGAAGUCCGAGGGCGAGAACAUUAUCCUACCAAAUACUGGCAAAAGACCCUCUGAGGCCUCUAAAUCUCUGCCUGCCCCUGUUAACACAGAAAGUGUGCAUCUGCGAGUGGAGGAGAAGAUCACGCUCACAUGUGGCCGUGACGGAGGACUGCAGAACUUGGAGGUGCUGGGCAUGAUCACACUCCGGGUGUCUGACGAGAAAAACGGGCGAAUCCGACUGCUCAUCAACAACAAUGACAAGAGGGGCGUCCAGCUGCAGACCCAUCCCAAUGUGGACAAGAAGCUGUUCACAGCAGAGUCAUUAAUUGGUCUAAAGAACCCAGACAAGUCCUUCCCCCUGAACAAUGACGUGGGAGUGCUGAAGUGGAGACUACAGACCACAGACGAGUCCCUUAUACCGCUAACAAUAAACUGCUGGCCCUCAGAAAGUGGAUCAGGCUGUGAUGUUAACAUAGAGUACGAGCUGCAGGAAGAAUCCCUGGAACUCAAUGAUGUUGUUAUCUCAAUCCCCAUACCGUCAGGGGUGGGUGCUCCUGUAAUUGGUGACCUGGAUGGAGAGUAUCGUCACGACAGCAGACGGAAUGUUCUGGAGUGGUGUCUGCCUGUGGUGGACGUGAAGAAUAAGACUGGCAGUCUAGAGUUUAGCAUAGCUGGCCAGCCGAACGAUUUCUUCCCUGUCAAUGUCUCCUUCGUCUCCAAGGGCAACUACUGUGACAUUCAGGUCACUAAAGUGUCUCAGGUGGACGGGAGCAGUCCGGUACGGUUCUCCACAGAAACAUCAUUUGUUGUCGACAAGUACGAGAUCCUAUAAAAAGAAGAACCUUUGCCAAUGAAAAGCCCAAAAGCAACUUCAAAGAAAACCAAUUCAGUAGACUUGAAUACAUGAAUACAAACACAGUACAGGCUAGAGUGAGAGAGAGAGGGCAUGAAGAGGUUGUUGAGAACCUUUUCGCCUUCAGCAGUACUUAAACAGGACUUGAACCUUUCUUCUUUCUCCUCCAAAAGAAAAAUGACCCUUUUCACCGUGGCUGGCAGUGUUGGCUGUAUUUGUAUCUUUGUACAAAAGUGAAUCAUUCUAUAAAGGGAUUGACUUAUUGAGAUGAGGAAAAGGAACGCCGCAGCCAAACCGAUGAUGCGUUUUAACUGGAGGCGCCAAACCAUGAAGGGGGACUGUACCAUUCUUGAGAAGAAUAAUUUAUAUGAAUCCACCUUUUGUUUAAUCAGUUGUAUAGAUGAUGGAGUUUUAUUGAUGGUUGAUCUAAUUUAGCAUUAAGGGUAAAGUUAAUUGGGUAGGGUGAUGUUUUUUUUUUUCUGAUCUCACGUGUACUGGGGUACUGCUCUGAAUUCUCUUCUAAGACAUGCUUGUCUUUUCCUGCUAAUGGUCCUUGACUGGAUGAUCCGCCGUUGAUCUGUUCCACGGUCUGUUCAUGCUUGCGUUGGCAGGACCAUGUGUUAUCAGAUGGACCUCAUUGUUUUGUCUAGGUCUGAUGGCAAGGCUCUUUUUUCAUGUAUCUUAUGUCUGGAUUUUUUUUUUAUACAUCUAUCUUUCAUCUGCUGUGAAGUGGUCUUGCUUGUAUGUGUCUGUUUCCUGUCUGUUUUGUCUACAUUAUCUUUUUUUGUUUUGUUUUUUUAUUAGUGUCUUGUUAGCAUGUUGGACUCGGCGUUUUCGGGUCCCUUUUUGAAGUCACUGUAAAGGUUUCAACCCGUUUGUAAUACCAGUGAAUGUGCAUUUGGGCUUCUUCUUUUCUUCUGUGUUAGGGAAAUUCAUUUACAAACUAUAAUCUGUCUUUUGCGCCAGCAAGUGGUGAUAAAUCCACAACCACUCAGCUUUGUGUGCUGGUGCUGUUGUAGAGAGUGCAAUACACACAUUGCUGUUUUGAAAACACCUGGGGCUACUUUUAUCUGUAAUUCAGAGAGCCGACAGCUUUGCUGCCUGUAGUUUUGGUGAUUGUGUACUCAGCUGUGGUGUAACGUGUUAGUUCUGACAUGUUAGAAGGACCUGGAAGAACCACCUGAAAUCCGGCUCACGUAGAUCUUAUUUGUUGCAUUUAUUAAAAGACAAAUGUGUUUGUCCAUUCCAGAAUAUCAGAAGUGCUAGCAUCCACUGACUUAGCUUAAGGUAAAGUUGAUUGCGAGCACUGUGGAAAAUGUUUUAGUAGUUUCAGUUUUACCUGCUGUUGCUAGCAGCUGACUCCCAGUGCAGGCCCUACGCCAGUCUUGCCUCUUGGUUGCUUAUAACUGUGGUUGGGAUUGGCGUAAUGCAUAACUUACCUCAGAUCAGGCCUGCUUAGCCCUGGGCCUCUUUCUCAGUCUCGAGCUCUUAUGCUUGUGCAGAAGAAACACAGAAGAUUGCCCCCCCAUCUCUUUCUCUGUACACUUAUGCCUUGAGUCUCUCCAUAGCUUGACGAGGGAAAAAGAAAAAAAGAGAUACUAAAUGUUUGAGUUUUCGUUUUUUUUGUUAUGUCUGUUUUGUUGGAAUCAUAUUGCUGGUGGAAAAUGGAAAGAUAGAUCAGAAUUUCUGUUUUUGUAACCCUGUAAAAUAAUGAAUAGGGUCAUGGUGAAUAACAUUCCAGUGUAAACUUAUUAAAGAAAUUAUUAAAGUGUAUAAAAAGA